Fomitopsis serialis is the source of this 1442-nucleotide messenger RNA. RefSeq lists its product as uncharacterized. The coding region runs from base 70 to 1260 and encodes 396 amino acids. The transcript has 3 exons. Lineage: Eukaryota; Fungi; Basidiomycota; Agaricomycetes; Polyporales; Fomitopsidaceae. The record is from RefSeq and is a predicted model, not a curated record.
CAAGGCACCUUGCCACUGGCUCUCUCCGCUCGCAUCCCGCUCGAGGUUUUUGGGCUCAUCAUCGAUGGGAUGGAUCAACCCACUUCGGCAGCCGCCGCGCUGGUCUGCACGGCUUGGUACCUUCGAGCGAUGCGCAGCCUCUAUCGUAUCGUCGAGAUCAGCAGCCGUACGAGCUUCGACAUGUUAUUCAAGCAAUGUCGCGCGUCUCCGCGUGUGAAGAGGUGGCUCACUACUACGCACGAGCUAGUGGCCGACGACAAUGAACUUAUCUACCAAGAAAAUCAAAAAGGCCAUCCCUUCCUUCAGGCGUUGCCCAUUGCGCUCGUUCACGCGGUGCCUAGCGUACGCACCCUUCGCAUCACAGGAGGAAACCUUCGUUUCAUGCAACCGACUUUCUUCCUUGGCCUGUCGCGCUUCAAGGACGUCACGUCGUUGUUCCUGCGUGAGUGCAAACUGAAUAAUGUUGAACAGCUGCGGCAUAUCAUCUGUGCCUUCCCUAAGCUAACGGAGCUCAGUAUAACUCGCAUCGAUCUCACGCAGCGACUCAGAGGUCCUGCCUGCUACGUGGGAGCCACACUAGUUCAGUCACCAAGUCUUCGGCACCUUCAAAUCGAUGUCGGAAGCGACUCGAUGGUGGCGUUCAUUGACUGGAUGAUGCAUUCCGGCUAUUUUACAUCCCUCGAAGAGCUGAGGCCUUGGAUACCGUGUAAAGUCGAACACUUGAUGGAGAACCUGAGUAAAGUACUCGAAACAGCAGGAGCAUCCCUUACUCUGUAUCAUGAAUGGUGCACAGGGCCUGAAGUUGAGCCUGACCCAGACGGUGGAGAUGAUCACGGCAACCUAUCGCAAAACACCGCACUGCGGUCCUUAGAAUUCACGCUGAACGACAUCUGCCCAGAAUACGGCGACCGGUCGCUUGAACCGUGGGUCAAAUUGGUGGACGAGCUAUAUGGUGUCCUCUCCACCGUCCGGAGCCAUGAGCUCGAGUACAUUGGAAUCAAGUCUAGUCUUGGUUUCUAUGACCACGAUUACAAGGACCUCGACACCGUCCUCGAGGAGGUCGAUUUGGGGGCCUUGCACGAGGUCAUGGCCUGGCCGUACUUUGAUAUGCUGAAGGAUGUCAAGAUAAAGAUGGGCCUACUCGGAGUACUGGAUGACAGCAAGGUUGAUGACAUCGGUCGGAGGCUCGCACCCGUGUACCGUGGGUUACUGCGGCCGUGGUCUGACCGCGGUAUAGUUAGCGUCACCCGAUGGAUAUAAUACUGCAAUGAGCUCUGCACAUUGUAGACGCUGACAGCGUCUGUGGCGGGUCACCCAAUUGGCACGAACCAAGGUGGCAAUACAGAGGCAUCGUCCCCAGCAGCAUCCUCAGGGCGUGGGUCGAUGGGAGCGAAUAGCUUGCCCACAAGAGGCUGCUGGGCUACGCAAUCAACCAUCUCGGA